CCAACUCAUUUUUGCACCCAUUGACAAACGAAAGAAAAAAUAAUAUCCGAUCAACUUGACCCACACCACUUCUUCUUCCAUCACAUACAUACGCCGCCGAGUUCUCCGACGUAGCUACUACCCUACCACUCUCAUCCACUCAACCAACCAGAUCCUCUCCUCUCCUCCUCCUCCUCCACCUAUCCACUCCCUUCUCCGGCAGAGAUGGCUCGCCCCGCCUUCAUCUACUCGAUCCUCCUCCUCCUUUGUUGCGCCGUCGCCGCUGCAGCCUUCGUAGACGACUCCAAUCCCAUCCGGAUGUUCCCCGAUCGUCUCAGCGGCUUGGAAGUUUCUGUGGUCAAUGCCGUCGGGAACAUUCGCGAGGCUCUGAAAUUCGCCUGUUUUGCUCACGGACACAGGCCGCUAGCAAGGGGGACUGCUAAUAAUGCUAUAGGCGUUGAUGGCGUCGGAGUAUCGCCUCUAGCAGCUGCUCCUUGGACGAUUGCAGCGCCAGAGAGAGAGGGUUGUCCACCUGCGUACGUACAAUACAGUUAAAGGAGUAAAUAUUUGUCAAUAGGUGUGAAGAAGCUAAUUAGUGCAUCAAUCCAUGAGUGGUGGCGUCGCAUCUCAG
Molecule: messenger RNA, 610 nt
Organism: Linum tenue
Lineage: Eukaryota; Viridiplantae; Streptophyta; Magnoliopsida; Malpighiales; Linaceae
Source: the annotation of a GenBank genome assembly